Molecule: messenger RNA, 2114 nt
Organism: Mercurialis annua (annual mercury)
Lineage: Eukaryota; Viridiplantae; Streptophyta; Magnoliopsida; Malpighiales; Euphorbiaceae
Product: integrin-linked protein kinase 1-like
Exons: 13
Coding region: 290-1759 (489 amino acids)
Biological process (GO): protein phosphorylation
Molecular function (GO): ATP binding; protein kinase activity; protein binding
Source: RefSeq, a predicted model, not a curated record
UCAGAAAGAAAAAAAAAAGCAGAAGAAGAAGCAUUUUCUUCUCCUCCUUUAUUAUUUCCCUUUCAUUCUCACACAUCUGUCACCCUUCAGCUUCGCCCGGAUCUCACAACCAAUAACCACACAUUCCAAAUUAUCCUUAAAAACUUCAACCAAAUUUUUCAUUCCCAUAAUUUUCCCGUUUUCUUUCAUUUUUCUCUCCUCGUCACAGGAGAGGAAAACGAAAGAAUUCAACGUUCUAAUCGUAUCAUUAUAAAUAUUGGAAGCGGUUAUAAUAUACAGUUUCUUGAUCAUGGAAGGGAUUACCACGCAGUUAAAACGCGGGAUAUCGCGUCAGUUUUCGACAGGAUCUUUACGGAGCUUGAGCAGGAAGUUUUCGAGGCAGUCUUCGCUUGAUCCGAGGCGGAAUAACUUGAGAUUUAGCUUCGGGAGGCAGUCGUCGUUGGAUCCGAUUCGGAGGAGUCCGGUUGAUGAGCAGUUUACGGUGCCGGAGAAUCUUGACUCGACAAUGCAGUUGCUGUUUAUGGCGUGUAGAGGAGAUGUGAGAGGCGUUGAGGAUUUGUUGAUUGAGGGUAUUGAUGUAAAUAGUAUUGAUUUGGAUGGGAGAACAGGUUUGCAUAUUGCUGCUUGUGAAGGGCAUGUGGGUGUUGUUAAGCUUUUGUUGAGUAGAAAAGCUAAUAUUGAUGCUCGUGAUCGUUGGGGUAGUACGGCAUGUGCAGAUGCUAAGUACUAUGGGAACUCGGAAAUAUACAAUAUAUUGAAGGCUAGAGGAGCCAAAGCUCCGAAAACGAGGAAGACGCCUAUGACUGUUGCGAAUCCUAGAGAAGUACCGGAGUAUGAGCUUAAUCCAUUAGAGCUGCAAAUUAGGAAGUCAGAUGGAAUUUCAAAGGGUACAUAUCAAGUAGCCAAAUGGAAUGGCACCAAGGUUACUGUAAAGAUACUUGAUAAGGAUAGCUACUCGGACCCUGAGAGCAUAAAUGCUUUCAAACACGAGUUAACGUUGUUAGAGAAGGUCAGGCAUCCUAAUGUGGUUCAAUUUGUUGGUGCCGUAACCCAAAAUAUACCCAUGAUGAUUGUUUCAGAGUAUCAUCCAAAAGGUGACUUGGCCAGUUAUCUUCAGAAGAAAGGACGUCUAUCUCCAUCCAAAGUCUUGAGAUUCUCUCUUGAUAUUGCUAGGGGCAUGAACUAUCUUCAUGAAUGCAAACCAGAUCCAAUUAUCCAUUGUGACUUAAAGCCCAAAAAUAUUUUGCUGGAUAGUGGUGGUCAAUUGAAGGUAUCUGGAUUUGGUUUGAUAAGAUUGUCAAAACUUUCAUCUGAUAAGGCUAAACUAGCACCAGGGACUUCUACAGAUCCUUCAAAUAUUUAUGCCGCACCUGAGGUCUUUAAAGAUGAGAUAUUUGACAGAAGCGUGGAUACAUUUUCUUUUGGUGUCAUUUUGUAUGAGAUGAUUGAAGGAAUACUACCUUUUCAUCCCAAGAUUCCUGAAGAAGCUGUGAGAUUGAUGUGUUUAGAGAAAAAGAGACCGACCUUUAAGUCAAAAUCAAGAAGUUAUCUUCCAGAUCUAAAAGAGUUGAUUGACGAAUGUUGGCAUCCAGAACCUGUUGCUCGACCAACCUUUUCCGAGAUCAUUGUACGGUUGGACAAAAUAGUUUGCCACUGUUCAAAACAGGGAUGGUGGAAAGACACUUUUAAGCUUCCUUGGCUUACGCCACACAAACCUAGACAUCUACCUAGCACGGGGAACCACUUUAGAGGGACAUAAUGGUUCCACUUGCAAGAUAAAUGUUCAUGACACUGCCAUGAAAUAAUAAGAAGCAGUCAGUUGAAUAUGAAGCAACAAAGUAGGAUGAAGUUGGGAAGUAGUAGUGUCCAUCUGCUCAACAGAUUUGGAACUUCAUGUAUAAUGUCCUAAGGAGCUGGAACAGUUCCUUUAUGUGCAUAAUGUGCAAAUGUUUUUCUUUUCUUGUUAAAUUUGGUAGUAUAUUUUUGCAUAUAGCUUUGAGAAUUAUCCUCAGACAGAAAGAGAAAAAAGGGGUUUGUACUGUUAUGCUUUUGGGAUACUAUUAAGAAACUUUGGAUUGAAGUGAAAUAAAAAUCAGUUGGGAUCUUCGAGUCUA